Cylicocyclus nassatus is the source of this 418-nucleotide messenger RNA. The record is from the annotation of a GenBank genome assembly. NCBI's taxonomy places the organism in Eukaryota, Metazoa, Nematoda, Chromadorea, Rhabditida, Strongylidae.
AUGGUUACAACAAAUGCUGCUGGACGCACCGCAGUGCAUGAAAUGAACGGAGGCGAUUUGGAGCCGGAUCUAGCUUACUUUGCGUGCAUUGAAAAGGACUGCAAAUACAUAGGGCCAAACGCCGCAGCACUUCACAAGCACUGUAAAGGAUGCGACCCAAGGAUUAUUGAUCAUUUCAAUCUCUUCACUUGUUAACUCUUAAUUUUUUCUACUUUCAAUUUUUUCACUUUAUAUCAAACGUUUGAGUAUCGUAACGUAUCAAGCCACAUCAAUCAAUCCCCUUGUCUGCACUGCGAUUUUUCUCAAAAACGGGGAUUAUUUUUUGCGUUGCUCAAGCUUCUUUUCUCAAUAGCGAGAAGUGCUGUGUUUUCUUCUUCUUGCGUACAAUGAACGUACCGUAUAAAAACUUCGCCUGGCU